CCCGGCGGCCGCUGUGCCAGGAGCCCCGCGCUGCCCUCCUCCCCCUGCGCCGCCGCCGCCACCGCCGCCCCCGGGUUCAGGGUGGUCGCCGCUUCAGCCCCAGCGCAGGGACCCUUCCAUGAGGACUGAGGCAGGCGUCGCCGCUGAGAAGAGCCUGCUGACAUGACAUCGGCCACGGAGUUUGAAAACGUGGGCAACCAGCCACCCUACAGCCGGAUCAAUGCCCGCUGGGAUGCCCCGGACGAUGAGCUGGAUAAUGACAACAGCUCAGCCAGGCUCUUCGAGCGGUCCCGGAUCAAGACCUUGGCAGAUGAGCGGGAAGUCGUUCAGAAAAAGACCUUCACCAAGUGGGUCAACUCGCACUUGGCUCGUGCCUCCUGUCGUAUCACUGACCUCUACAAGGACCUGCGAGAUGGACGGAUGCUGAUCAAACUGCUGGAGGUGCUCUCCGGGGAGACACUGCCUAAGCCCACCAAGGGGAAGAUGCGCAUCCACUGCCUGGAGAACGUGGACAAGGCCCUGCAGUUCCUCAAGGAGCAGCGGGUACACCUGGAGAACAUGGGCUCCCACGAUAUAGUGGACGGGAACCACCGGCUGGUCCUGGGCCUCAUCUGGACCAUCAUCCUCCGCUUCCAGAUUCAGGACAUCGUUGUCCAGACCCAGGAAGGCCGGGAGACCCGCUCAGCCAAGGAUGCUUUGCUCUUAUGGUGUCAGAUGAAGACAGCAGGCUACCCCCACGUCAAUGUCACCAACUUCACCUCCAGCUGGAAGGAUGGCCUGGCUUUCAAUGCGCUGAUCCACAAACACCGGCCUGACCUGAUCGACUUUGAUAAGCUGAAGGACUCCAACGCCCGCCACAACCUGGAGCAUGCGUUUGACGUGGCUGAGCGCCAGCUGGGCAUCAUUCCGCUGCUUGACCCUGAAGAUGUCUUCACAGAGAACCCCGAUGAGAAGUCCAUCAUCACCUAUGUGGUGGCAUUCUAUCACUACUUCUCCAAGAUGAAGGUGCUGGCCGUGGAGGGCAAGCGUGUCGGCAAGGUCAUUGACCACGCCAUCGAGACCGAGCAGAUGAUUGAGAAGUACAGCGGCCUGGCUUCUGACCUGCUCACCUGGAUCGAGCAGACCAUCACCGUCCUCAACAACCGCAAGUUUGCCAACUCGCUGGCUGGGGUACAGCAGCAGCUGCAGGCCUUUAGCACCUACCGCACCGUGGAGAAACCACCCAAGUUUCAGGAGAAGGGGAAUCUAGAAGUCCUGCUUUUUACCAUCCAGUCUCGGAUGAGAGCCAACAACCAGAAAGUGUACACGCCGCACGACGGGAAGCUGGUGUCCGACAUCAACCGGGCCUGGGAAAGCCUGGAGGAAGCCGAGUACCGGCGGGAGCUGGCCCUCAGGAGCGAGCUCAUCCGGCAGGAGAAGCUAGAGCAGUUGGCACGGCGCUUUGACCGGAAGGCUGCGAUGAGGGAGACCUGGCUCAAUGAAAACCAGCGCCUUGUGGCCCAGGAUAACUUUGGGUAUGACCUGGCAGCCGUGGAGGCCGCCAAGAAGAAGCACGAGGCCAUUGAGACCGACACAGCCGCCUACGAGGAGCGGGUGCGGGCGCUGGAGGACCUGGCGCAGGAGCUGGAGAAGGAGAACUACCACGACCAGAAGCGCGUCACGGCCCGCAAGGACAACGUGCUGCGUCUGUGGAGCUACCUGCAGGAGCUACUGCAGGCGCGGCGCCGCCGGCUCGAGACCACCCUGACACUGCAGAAGCUCUUCCAGGACAUGUUGCAUAGCAUCGACUGGAUGGACGAGAUCAAGGCUCACCUAUUGUCUGCCGACUUUGGGAAGCAUCUGUUGGAGGUUGAGGACUUGCUGCAGAAGCAUAAGCUGAUGGAGGCUGACAUUGCCAUCCAGGGGGACAAGGUGAAGGCCAUCACUGCGGCUACCCUGCAGUUCACCGAGGGCAAAGGGUACCAGCCUUGUGACCCGCAGGUCAUCCAGGACCGGGUCAGCCACCUAGAACAGUGCUUUGCUGAGCUGAGCAACAUGGCGGCCGGGCGCAAGGCACAGCUGGAGCAGUCCAAGAGGCUGUGGAAGUUCUUCUGGGAGAUGGACGAGGCCGAGAGCUGGAUCAAGGAGAAGGAGCAGAUCUAUUCCUCGCUGGACUACUGCAAGGACCUGACCAGCGUGCUCCUGCUGCAGCGCAAGCACAAGGCCUUCGAGGACGAGCUGCGCGGGCUUGACGCACACCUGGAGCAGAUCUUCCGUGAGGCCGAGGGCAUGGUGGCACGCAAGCAGUUUGGGCACCCGCAGAUUGAGACCCGCAUCCGGGAGGUGUCGGAGCAAUGGGAGAAGCUCAAGGACCUGGCGGCCUUCCGCAAGAAGAACCUCCAGGAUGCUGAGAACUUCUUCCAGUUCCAGGGUGACGCUGACGACCUCAAGGCCUGGCUGCAGGAUGCCCACCGGCUGCUCUCGGGUGAGGACGUGGGGCAGGAUGAAGGUGCCACGCGGGCCCUGGGCAAGAAACACAAGGACUUCUUGGAAGAGCUGGAGGAGAGCCGUGGGGUGAUGGAACACCUGGAGCAGCAGGCUCAGGACUUUCCCCAGGACUCCCCGGAAGUGACCAACCGGCUGCAGACACUCCGCCAGCUCUAUGAGCAGGUGGUGGCCCAAGCGGACCUGCGCCGCCAGAGGCUGCAGGACGCCCUGGACCUGUACACGGUGUUCGGGGAAACGGAUGCUUGUGAGCUGUGGAUGGGCGAGAAGAGGAAGUGGCUGAAACAGAUGGAGCUCCCGGACACGCUGGAGGACUUGGAGGUGGUCCAGCACAGGUUCGACAUCCUGGACCAGGAGAUGAAGACGCUGAAGACGCAGAUUGAUGAUGUGAACCUGGCGGCCAACAGCUUAAUGGAGAGUGGCCACCCACGCAGCGGUGAAGUGAAGCAGUACCAGGACAACCUGAACUCCAGGUGGCAGAAAUUCCAGGCCAUGGUGUCCGAGCGGCGGGAGGCAGUGGACUCGGCCCUGCGUGUGCACAACUACUGUGUGGACUGCGAGGAGACCAGCAAGUGGAUCAUGGACAAGACGAAAGUGGUGGAGUCCACCAAGGACCUGGGGCGGGACCUGGCCGGCGUUAUCGCCAUCCAGCGGAAACUGUCGGGGCUGGAGCGUGAUGUGGCCGCUAUCCAGGCCCGGGUGGGUUCUCUGGAGCGGGAGUCGCAGCGACUGAUGGAGUCACAUCCUGAGCUGAAGGAAGACAUCAGCAAGCGACAAGAGUACGUAGAGGAGCUAUGGCAGGGCCUGCAGCAGGCCCUGCAAGGCCAGGAGGCCUCCCUGGGAGAGGCCAGCCAGCUGCAGGCCUUCCUGCAGGACCUGGAUGACUUUCAGACCUGGCUGUCCAUGGCCCAGAAGGCUGUGGCCUCAGAGGACAUGCCUGAGUCACUCCCGGAGGCCGAGCAGCUCCUGCAGUAUCACCAGGCCAUCAAGGAUGAUAUCGAUGGGCACCAAGAGAGCUUCCAGCACGUCAAGGCUUCUGGGGAGAAGGUGACCCAGGGCCAGACAGACCCAGAGUACCUGCUUCUGGGCCAGCGGCUGGAGGGCCUAGACACUGGCUGGGAUGCCCUGCACCAGAUGUGGGAGAGACGCAGCCACUCCCUUGCUCAGUGCCUUGGCUUCCAGGAGUUCCAGAAAGAUGCCAAGCAGGCUGAAAGCAUCCUCAGCAAUCAGGAAUAUGUUCUGGCACACCUGGAGCCCCCUGACUCCCUGGAGGCUGCAGAGGCUGGCAUCCGGAAGUUUGAGGAUUUUUUGCUAUCCAUGGAGAACAACCAGGAUAAGAUCCUGGGUCCCGUGCAUUCUGGGAACAGCCUGGUGGAGCAGGGCAACCUGUACUCAGCCAAGAUCAAGGAGAAGGUGCAGCAGAUUGAAGACAGGCACAGGAAGAACAAAGAGAAAGCUCAGGACGCCUCAGUUCUGCUAAGAAACAACUUGGAGCUGCAGAACUUCCUUCAGAAUUGCAAAGAGAUUACCCUGUGGAUCAAUGACAAGCUGCUGACGUCCCAGGACGUGUCCUAUGACGAAGCCCGCAACCUUCACAACAAGUGGCUGAAGCACCAGAUGUUUAUGGAGGAGCUGGCUUCCCACCAGGGGUGGCUAGACAACAUUGACGCUGAAGGGAAGCAGUUAAUAGAAGAGAAGCCCCAGUUUGCAGAGCUGGUGUCUCAGAGGCUGGAAGACGUGCACCAGCUCUGGGACAAGCUGCAGGCCACCACCAAGGAGAAGACUCAACUGCUUUCGGCUGCCCGGAGCUCGGACCUGCGCCUGCAGACCCACGCCGACCUCAACAAGUGGAUCAAUGCCAUGGAGGACCAGCUGCGAUCCGACGACCCGGGCAAGGACUUGACCAGUGUUAACCGGAUGCUGGCUAAGCUGAAGCGAGUGGAAGAUCAAGUGAACGUGCGCAAGGAGGAACUGGGGGAGCUGCUGGCCCAGGUGCCCUCGCUGGGAGAGGAAGGCGGAGAGGCAGACUUGAGCAUCGAGAAGCGGUUCCUGGACCUGCUGGAGCCCCUGGGAAGGAGGAAGAAGCAGCUGGAAUCAUCCAGAGCCAAGCUGCAAAUCAGCCGGGACUUGGAGGACGAGACGCUCUGGGUGGAGGAGAGGCUGCCUUUGGCCCAGUCGCCCGACUAUGGCACUAAUCUGCAAACCGUGCAGCUGUUUAUUAAGAAGAACCAGACGCUGCAGAACGAGAUCCUGGGCCACGCACCUCGCAUUGAGGACGUGCUGCAGCGUGGGCACCAGCUGGUGGAGGCAGCAGAGAUCGAGUGCCAGGACAUCGAGGAGCGCCUGGGCCACCUGCAGGGCUCAUGGGAUAAGCUCCAGCAGGCAGCGGCGGGGCGGCUGCAGCGCCUGCGCGACGCCCACGAGGCCCAGCAGUACUACCUGGACGCGGGUGAGGCCGAGGCCUGGAUCAGUGAGCAGGAACUGUAUGUCAUCUCCGAUGAGACCCCAGAGGAUGAAGAAGGUGCCAUCGUGAUGCUUAAACGGCACCUGCGGCAGCAGCGUGCUGUGGAGGAAUAUGGGCGCAACAUCAAGCAGCUGGCUGGCCGUGCCCAGGGCCUGCUGUCCGCUGGGCACCCCGAGGGGGAACAGAUCAUCAGGCUGCAGGGCCAGGUGGACAAGCACUACGCGGGCCUAAAGGACAUGGCGGAGGAGCGGAAGCGCAAGCUAGAGAACAUGUACCACUUGUUCCAGCUGAAGAGGGAGGCGGACGACUUGGAGCAGUGGAUCGCCGAGAAGGAGCAGGUGGCAUCCUCUCCGGAAAUGGGGCAGGACUUUGACCACGUCACUCUGCUCCGGGACAAGUUCCGGGACUUUGCCCGAGAGACGGGGAUGAUUGGACAGGAGCGGGUGGACAACGUGAACGCCAUCAUCGAGCGGCUCAUCGACGCGGGCCACAGCGAGGCGGCCACCAUCGCCGAGUGGAAGGACGGGCUCAACGAGAUGUGGGCUGACCUGCUGGAGCUGAUCGACACACGUAUGCAGCUGCUGGCCGCCUCACACGACCUGCACCGCUAUUUCUACACGGGCACCGAGAUCCUCGGCCUCAUAGACGAGAAGCACCGCGAGCUGCCCGCAGACGUGGGGCUGGAUGCCAGCUCCGCCGAGUCCUUCCACCGGGUGCACACGGCCUUCGAGCGGGAGCUCAGCCUGCUGGGGGUACAGGUGCAGCAGUUCCAGGAUGUGGCUGCCCGCCUGCAGAUGGCGUACGCCGGGGAGAAGGCAGAUGCCAUCCAGAACAAGGAGCAGGAGGUGUCUGCUGCGUGGCAGGCACUGCUCGAUGCCUGUGCUGGGCGUCGAACACAGCUGGUAGACACGGCAGACAAAUUCCGCUUCUUCAGCAUGGUCCGGGACCUCCUCUCCUGGAUGGAGAGCAUCAUCCGGCAGAUGGAGACCCAGGAGAAGCCCAGGGACGUGUCCUCCGUGGAGCUGCUCAUCAAGUACCACCAGGGCAUCAAGGCGGAGAUUGAGACCCGGAGCAAAAACUUCAGUGCCUGCCAGGAGCUCGGCGAGUCCCUGCUACAACGGCAGCACCAGGCCUCGGAGGAGAUCAGUAAGAAACUGCAGCAAGUCAUGUCCAAGAAGGAAGAGAUGAAUGAGAAGUGGGAGAGCAGGGCAGAGCGGCUGAGCAUGUGGCUCAACGUAUGCCAGUUCUCGAGGGACGCCUCUGUGGCCGAGGCAUGGCUCAUCGCCCAGGAACCCUACCUGGCCAGCCGAGACUUUGGCCACACGGUGGACAGCGUGGAGAAGCUCAUGAGGCGGCAUGAGGCUUUUGAGUACUCCACCCGCAGCUGGGAGCCACGCUUCGCUGCCCUGAAGCAACCGACCUUGCUUGAACUUAAGGAGCAAGAGACCCUGGAGCCACCUGCAGAGGAAACUGGGCCUCAAGAGGAGGAAGGCGAGACGGCAGGGGAGCCCCGCGUUCCCCACCGCGCGGCCACCGAGAGAACGUCUCCGGGGGAAGAAGCGGGGCCAUGGCCUCCAGACCUGCAGCCACCACACCCACCGGGGCAGCGUGAGGACGGCCCAGAGGCCCCAUCCAGCGGAGAGGACAAACCCGCCUCAGAGCCCCUCUUUAAGGCCUUGGACACACCCCUGAGUGAAGGGGACGAGCCUGCCACGCUGCCAGCCCAGCGGGACCAUGGGCACAGCGUGCAGAUGGAGGGUUACCUGGGCCGCAAGCACGACCUGGAGGGACCCAAUAAGAAGGCGUCUAACAGGUCGUGGAACCACUUGUACUGUGUGCUCAGAAACUGUGAGCUGACCUUCUACAAGGAUGCCAAGAACCUGGCCCUGGGCGUGCCCUACCAUGGCGAGGAGCCCCUAGCCCUGAGACAUGCCAUCUGCGAGAUUGCUGCCAACUAUAAGAAGAAGAAGCAUGUCUUUAAGCUGAGGCUGAGUAACGGUAGUGAAUGGCUCUUCCACGGCAAGGACGAGGAGGAGAUGCUGAACUGGCUGCAGGGCGUCAGCACGGCCAUCAACGAGUCCCAGAGCAUCCGCGUCAAGGCACAGAGCCUGCCCCUGCCCUCCCUGGGCGGCCCCGACACCAGCCUCGGCAAGAAAGACAAGGAGAAGAGAUUCAGCUUCUUUCCCAAGAAGAAGUAGCAGCGGCUGGGCCUGGGCAGGUGCUGUGGCCUUGACCUCCUCCCGCCCGUCGCCUGGCCAGGGCCCCACACUGCACGGCCAUAGCUGCCCCUGCUGGCCCGGCUGCCCAAUGCCCGCCUCCACGCCCUCUG
This is a messenger RNA of Ochotona curzoniae (black-lipped pika), 7277 nucleotides long. RefSeq names its product spectrin beta, erythrocytic (gene SPTB). Gene Ontology annotation, biological process: actin cytoskeleton organization. Gene Ontology annotation, molecular function: actin filament binding; structural constituent of cytoskeleton; phospholipid binding. The transcript is spliced from 36 exons. Gene Ontology annotation, cellular component: plasma membrane; cell projection; cell junction. The record is from RefSeq and is a predicted model, not a curated record. The coding region runs from base 163 to 7146 and encodes 2327 amino acids. Lineage: Eukaryota; Metazoa; Chordata; Mammalia; Lagomorpha; Ochotonidae.